Messenger RNA from Striga hermonthica, 680 nucleotides. The record is from the annotation of a GenBank genome assembly. Lineage: Eukaryota; Viridiplantae; Streptophyta; Magnoliopsida; Lamiales; Orobanchaceae.
UGGUCAUCAACCCCGGUGAGUCCGACAAUGAUGAUGGCAGUGAUCUCGUUUUAUGGUUGGAAAACAUGUUGGAAGAGCCAUCUAGUCCUAUUCACCGGCCAUCAUGUGUAAGGGAUUGGCCAAAGGGAUGUGGUCCAAAGGCUGGUUUGAAGCCUAAGAGAUGCAAGACAAAAAGGGUUCGAAGGAAAGGCAAGGCAAAAGCUAAAGAAGAGAAGUGUUGGUGCAAGCCUUGUUCAAAGAAGAGACGAGUUCACAAGAUGGUGGCUCGAAGGGGUGGUAAGAGUAGAAGGGAGGAUGGUUGGAUUUGGAGAGUUGGUGAUUGCAUUGGGAUGGAUGGAUGGGAUCCAUGGCCAACAGGGCCGGACGGCAGAAGGGUCGAGGAGGAUCGGCUAUCGGGCGUGGGGCGCGCAUCGGGGCGUGAUGCGCGCGAACACACGAGGGGUCGAAUGGGCGCAAGGGUGAACGACGCAUGCGCCCGCGUUUCCCACACUCGCGCGCUCGCUGCGCGCCUCGCUGCCGCUACCCUUGCUUCGCGCGUCCUCACCACCCACGCAUGUGUUACGCACGCCCUAUCCUGCCGCGCUAAUCUCGCGCCUGCCUGCCCACUUGCGCGUUUCCCAGCCACGGCCCAGGCCCGUAUCGCCUACGGCGCCCCCGCGUGCACCCGUGCACCCGUCAAU